AUCAAGGGUGGGGUAAUGUUGUAAUUUUUUCUCAAAUAAUUCAAACAAACAUAAUUUUGAGAUGGGAUUCGAUGAGGGACAGAUAAUUUUAGACAGUGAAAAUGGUGCAUAUUAUGCUGGCCAAACUGUUUAUGGACGAAUGAUCUUCUCCCAGGAUAAAGUUAAAACUAUUCAUGGGAUCUAUGUGGAUAUGAAAGGUUUCUGCAAAGUACACUGGUCUACUUCACACACACGCAGAGUGAAUGAUCGCACUGAACACUACACUGUGAACCACGACUCACAUGAAGAAUACUUCAGAAGUAAACGAUACUUGAUUGGCAGUGAAGAUGGUGAACACCACCUUCAGCCAGGUAGCCAUGAGUUCAGGUUCGACUGUCCCAUCCCGAUCAACUGCCCCUCAUCAUUCGAAGGUUCCUAUGGACACAUUCGAUACAGACUCAAGGUGGUCAUGGUCACCAAAGGGAUGUUCUCCUUCAACAAAGACAAAAUGGUGCCCAUCAAAAUCCACGCCCCGUUGGACUUGAACCAGAAUCCUUAUUGUAGGGAACCGAUGGAGUUUGACCUGUCGAGCUCGUACUGUUGUUGGUGUGUGAGUGCUGGUCACUCGGAGGUGAUGGUGAGGAUGCCGGUCAGUGGGUACUGUCCCGGGCAGAUCAUACCCAUGGAAGUAUCCUGCAAGAACGAGAGCAGCGUCGAAAUUGAUGAGAUUAAGUUCGCUAUUAAAAAGGAUGUGCAAUACAUCGCAUCAUACGAACCGGGGACUCGCAACGACCACGACACGGUGGCAGAAAUAAAGAAAGGACCCAUACCCGGCCGCACCACGCGUAACUGGACCAUAGAGAUGGAAGUACCUUCUAUGGACAUAUACAAUGUCAACGCCUGCCGGUAUAUUGAUAUUAAUUAUCAUUUCAAGGUGUCGACUGAAGUGGGCGGAUGUCACGAUGAUUCCGAAGAGGUCCGUCCAAUAAUAUUCGGUACUAUUCCCUUACAAGGUUUUCAAGAUAACGUGCAAAACCCACUUCAAGAUCAAUUGCCUCAAGUCAAUAUCCAAAACGUUCAAAAUACUUACCCUCCACCACCCGUCAUGAAUCAGCCACAGCCUAACCCGCCUUACACUAAUGGAUAUCCCAACCCUUACCCUAAUAACUCGCCUUACCCUGGUGCUCCUGGUUAUCCAACUACUCCUAUUAUGGGCGGUAGAACCUCUCCGUAUCCUGGAAAUCAACCUAUUGUUUCCCCGUACCCACCGAAUCAACCUUAUCCUGGCGCUUCGCCUUACCCUGGAGGACCAUCGCCUUACCCUAGUAAUACUCCUUACUCAACGGACAAUGGUCCAAACCAAGCGCCGCCGUAUCCGGACGCUGCACCCCCUUACCCUGGCGUACCCGGCGCCUCGCCUCCCUAUACUGGCGUACCCAGCGCUGCGCCCCCUUACCCUGGCGUAACUACAACGACGUUGGUGAAAACUGGCAACAUGGGAUUCUCGGCAGUACAUGGUGGAGACCCUGCCGCCAUGCCAUUGUUACCCCAAGGAACCAACGUGCCUUAUCCUACUAGCCCCCCGUCGAAUCCGUAUGCGACUGCGUCGGCGCCUGUCCCAUCCACACCCGGUACAGAUGAAAAAAAACCACCAUUGGCUGUACCAGAAGAAACUUCAGCCGCUCCGCCGUACAACCCAGAAUUCAUGAAGGAAAAUGAGAAAAAAGAUCAGAAACUUGACAAAUCAAACUAAAUGACACCUAAUCUACCUCAAAAUUCUAAUAGACCGGACAUAAUGUUGGUGCCUUGAUGUCGGUGCCUUCAUUUGAACUUAAAUCUUAUGAAGUUAGAAAUAAAGUUCAAAUUAAUAAACUGGCAUCUAACAAGCUGCCGUAAACAAUAAGAUAUAGACAUGUUCAAAACUGUUUAUAAAAUAUACUAAGGUAUAAUUAUUACAAAAUAAGUCAUCACACACAAUGACACUUAAUUUUAAUAAUAAAUAUUUUUUGAAAUGUACACCAUAUAAUGUCUUUAAACGAAUGUGGAGCCCUCUAGUGGAUAUAUAAGAUAGAAUGUUUAUGAUCUCGUUUGGUUUAAAACCUAGAGGUAAGAUGGCAUUAAAAAUGCUAAAUAUUGAAAUUAACGUUGGUUACCAAGGCCUGUAUGGAUUUAAUAUUAAGAAUAUAAACGUAACAAAUAUAAUUUACGUUUAAAUAAUAAAUAAAAGUUUUACUUGUGCUGUGCACCACUCUUUUUGGGGGUUGGGAGUGUCAAAAUAAAUUGCGAUAAACAGAUAUAGGUAUAUAUAUAUGUGCCAUAUUAAAUGGUGCUGUAUAAAAACUUUGAAGGCAAAAUGCUUUCUCUCUAAUCUGACUUGUACUUGAAAAUGUAUACUUUUGUUAAUACUUAACUCUUUGAAAGAAUUACUAUAAAUAUAAUGUUUGCAAAAGUACAGCUCCAAAAAUAUUUUUGAUGAACACAUUUUUUGUAUAAGACGAAAGUAAAUUCUUUAUCCCUUAUGCCUUGUUCGCACUAUGCUAGUAAUUUGGUCGAGUAGCGAGUAUUUAGUAAUUCUCUCUCGCUUUGAUUUUAAGAAAGAAACGAUGAGAUAACUACUGAACACUCGCUACUCGUCAAAUUACUAGCGUAGUGCAAACAAGGCAUUACGGCUUUUGAUAAAUUCAUAUAUUUACUUUUAAUGUUUAUUAUAUUGUUGUAAUGUUACAAAUUAUUAUUAUAAUAAGAGCUUUUUUACA
Spodoptera litura is the source of this 2735-nucleotide messenger RNA. Its product is annotated as arrestin domain-containing protein 17. The record is from RefSeq and is a predicted model, not a curated record. Gene Ontology annotation, cellular component: cytoplasm. Gene Ontology annotation, biological process: protein transport. Lineage: Eukaryota; Metazoa; Arthropoda; Insecta; Lepidoptera; Noctuidae.